AUGGUGCAUUUUACUACCGAGGAGAAGGCUGCUGUUGCUAAUCUGUGGGCCAAAGUGAAUGUGGAGGUGGUCGGUGGUGAGAGCCUGGCAAGGCUCCUGAUCGUCUACCCAUGGACCCAGAGGUUCUUUGACAGUUUUGGUAACUUAUGCUCUGAGUCUGCCAUAAUGGGCAACCCCAAGGUCAAGGCCCACGGCAGGAAGGUGCUGAACUCCUUUGGAAAUGCCAUUAAGCACAUGGAUGACCUCAAGGGCACCUUUGCAGAUCUAAGUGAGCUGCACUGUGACAAGUUGCACGUGGAUCCUGAGAACUUCAGGCUCCUAGGAAACAUGAUAUUGAUUGUCUUGGCAACCCACUUCAGCAAGGAAUUUACCCCGCAGAUGCAGGCUGCCUGGCAGAAGCUGACCAACGCUGUGGCUAGUGCUCUGGCCCACAAGUACCACUAG
This is a messenger RNA of Budorcas taxicolor (takin), 444 nucleotides long. RefSeq names its product hemoglobin subunit epsilon-2. The record is from RefSeq and is a predicted model, not a curated record. Bases 1 to 444 code for a protein of 147 amino acids. Gene Ontology annotation, cellular component: blood microparticle; hemoglobin complex; haptoglobin-hemoglobin complex. Gene Ontology annotation, molecular function: oxygen binding; heme binding; haptoglobin binding. Gene Ontology annotation, biological process: hydrogen peroxide catabolic process; oxygen transport. Lineage: Eukaryota; Metazoa; Chordata; Mammalia; Artiodactyla; Bovidae. The transcript is spliced from 3 exons.